Messenger RNA from Daucus carota subsp. sativus, 1440 nucleotides. RefSeq names its product acetylajmalan esterase. The transcript is spliced from 5 exons. NCBI's taxonomy places the organism in Eukaryota, Viridiplantae, Streptophyta, Magnoliopsida, Apiales, Apiaceae. The record is from RefSeq and is a predicted model, not a curated record. Gene Ontology annotation, molecular function: hydrolase activity, acting on ester bonds. The coding region runs from base 19 to 1215 and encodes 398 amino acids.
CUUUCAGUUAACUUACUGAUGCAUGAUAUUUGGACUAUAUCUGACAUAUCAUCUGCAGUGAACAGAAUCAUACUGAGAAAUAUGGCUAAAGCAUUUUUCUUCGUCUUGAUGAUGACUCUAACUUCAUUUUCUGUAGCUUGUCAUGCACAAGUGAGUGAUGCCUCGGUGAAUCUCUUGAAGAAUUGCAGAUUUAAUAAGAUAUUUCAGUUCGGAGAUUCUCUUUCGGACACGGGAAAUAUAGCCAUUGAGGUUCCCAACAUCAUUUCGGCCAAGCUGCCUUAUGGUUUCAUGUCUAAUUUCUCCAAGCCCACCGGCCGGUGCUCAAACGGUCUCCUUAUGAUCGACUACAUUGCAAAGGCAGCAGGACUUCCGUAUCUGCAUCCGUAUAUGAAUCGAAAUGCACAUUUUAAACAUGGAAUAAAUUUUGCUGUGGCCAGCUCUACUGCAAUGUCAGUGGAAGAUCUGGCCAAGAGAAAUAUUACUGUAAAUGAUAAGACUAGUAAUAGUUCUCUCCAAGUGCAGAUCGAUUGGAUGUCUGAUUUUCUCGCGACUUAUUGCAUGCCUGGACGAGAUUGUGAAUCCAAGCUCAAAAUGGCCUUGUUUAUGAUGGGAGAGACCGGAGGAAAUGACGUGAAUGCUGCUCUGUUGAAUAGAAAGUCGGAUAAAGAAAUUAAGGCCCUCUUUCCAGCCGUUGUGGAAACCAUAAUGAACGCGACCAGGCAAAUUAUCAAGUUUGGGGCACGGACGAUUGUGAUUCCAGGAAACCUUCCAAUUGGUUGUUUGCCGGUUUAUCUAGCAAUGUAUGGAACCAAAGGCGCUGCACAUGACAAAAAUCAUUGCCUGAGGAGGCUAAACCACCUAGCCAUUCAUUACAACAGGCAUUUGCAAAAUGGAAUUAGUCGGUUGAGAGCUGAGCGCCCAGGCGUCAAAAUAAUAUAUGGGGACCUUUAUAAUGCAUUUGAAUGGCUUAUUGAUCAUGCUCCAGCUCUAGGUUUUGAUGAAGAUUCAUUGCUGAUAGCUUGUUGCGGAGCUGGGGGGAAAUACCAUGUCGGAGGAUUUGCAAAAUUUUGUGGAUCACGAGGAGUUUCAGUGUGUUCGAAUCCAGAUGGACACUUAAACUGGGAUGGAGUUCAUCCAACACAAAAAGCAAACAAGUAUUUGUCAUCAUGGCUUAUUAAAGACAUGUUACCAAAGCUGGAUUGCCCUUCAUCUUGAUUAAUUACCCACCUCUUGUAGUUUUGAUUAGGAUUAAUUAGUAGUUGGAUUAUUUUAAUUUGAUUAGGAUGGAGAGCUGGGGAGUAGAUUGUAGGUUCCUAGGCUCAUGAAUAAAUAGUUGUUGCUUCUAGGAGUUUGCAGAGAAGGCCAGGAGAAUUUGUUUUUUGUUUCUUCUGGACAAUGAAAAAUGUUUCCUCUGAAUUUGUGUAAAUAAGCUUUCGCUUC